Porites evermanni is the source of this 12057-nucleotide messenger RNA. Lineage: Eukaryota; Metazoa; Cnidaria; Anthozoa; Scleractinia; Poritidae. The record is from the annotation of a GenBank genome assembly.
GGCAAAUUUUCAAGAUGGCGGCAGCUAGUGUCUAGGUUUAUGUAACUAGACCUUACUUUUUACCAAGUUCUUUCUGAUUUUCACAAAUUUUUUGAGUUUUCAGUGGUUGUAUACAGUUAUAAGCACUUGUUUUUUAUCGGAGUGGUGUCUAAAGGAAACUUUUUCCUUGGUUACAUUGAAGCAGUCGUGAGAGUAACAAGCUUACAUAACAUCAGCAAAACAUCUAAGUUCAACAAGGAAGAAGGAUAUUUUUUUAAAAUGAGCCGCACAGUGCUACAAACAAGAACUAUUAUCCCUAUUUUGAGGACAUCUCUUCUAAGUAAACUUUCUAGUGAAUUGGUUGUAUGUACUUCACGGCCAAUUUCAGCUUGCGCUGUAUGCGGAAAUGAACGCCCUCGCAGCAAUCAAACUCAAAGAGAGAAGAUUUUGGCGCUCAGUAAAACACAAAUGGCGCGGUUCUCAACGAAGGAAAAUCAAUAUCCGGUACGUACAUGUAGUUUUAGUGGUAGGAAUAGUUACUUAAUGAAGGGCAAUUUUUUUUAGAAUUAUUAUUUGGUAUUUGACUUUGCACCUCUCUCUUAUCGUACUAGUGGCUCUGUGGCUUGCCGGUUUAGGGUCCGGGGGGGGGGACUCAACAAAUGUUUAUGUCCCACCCCUUACCCUUUAAUAUACCAUUUAUCAUGAAAAAGGUACCCCUUUCGAAUACCUUCUAUGGACAAAUGAUCCGGGCCUCUCACAUACCUUGUUUACAUUUUUGCAUCCCUUUUAACUGUAUAAAAUGCAGUGUCUGUUAAAUAGGAAUCAAUCACAAAAAUACAACGUUUUCUCAACUUUAUAAAGCCAUAAAAUUCAUCUGUUAGCCCUUGAGGUCCCUGUCACAGAUCCAAAUGACAGAUUUCCCAACCCUUUUGUAUAUUUCAACCAGUGAAAUCCCUACCCUCUCAUAUAACUGAAGCUUGCAGAAGAUACACCUUUCAGGUGGAACCUCCCCAUAUAGGCCAUCAUAGGGAGUACCACUCCCCUCUGGGGUUUAAGGUCAGGUCACCUUGAGAUCACCCUGGGAGCAGAGCCUCCUUUUGUCUUCUUGAUCAAGGAGGUGAAAAGGAGGCUCCACUUGAAUUGUGUCAAACCUUUGAAGUGAUCGUAGCCCAAAUUUCUGGGCUAGUCAAACUUGUUUUCUCUUGUUAUUUUGUAUUUUAUUUUUACUCCAUCCUAAAAUACAUUAGUUGUACAAUAAUACAAUAGUUGUACAAUAUCAAUUGGUACAAAGUUGCUUAAACUACGUGUACAUAAUAAUAAUUAUAAAAGAAGAAAAUUAGAAUGGAGAAGGGUGCAUUAUAGUAAAACUAAUCAUGGCCUUUAACAAGAUUGACUUUAUUAUUUUGUAGUUUUGUUAUUCAUUAAAACACAAACACGCACGCAUGCACACACACACACGCACAACAAGUCAAUAUUGAGCAAGAUAAUCAUUCUUGUUAAACUUAUACCUGAGCCCUCUGUCUCAAAUGUGCAGCUAUUAAGCCUGGGUUCAAAACUGAAUCCAAGUAAUAUGCAUCGCAUGCGCAACGAAAAUCUUCCUUGAUUCAUCAAUACAAGAGUUGUGCCUGUUGUUGUCGGGGCACUUGGGACAAUCCUAAAAGGAUUAGUCGGCCAUCUUGAAAGCAUAGGGGUGAAUCUUCAUGUGGCUCAGAUUCAAAAGACUGCCCUAUUAGGAACAGCACAAAUCCUCCAAGGUUCUUUCCUUUGUCUUCUGUAAAUUAUCAGGGCCAAGAAACAAAGAAAUCCUAAAUCACAUUAGACUGAAUAUUGGACUGGUUAACCUGAUAAUGGAUUUUACCUACAACACUUACACAAUUUAAGUUUUCUUUGCUACAAUCACAACAAUAUUAUUUUUUCAUUCUUGUAGAAUCUUAAUUCAGCUAUUUUGGAUAAUCCAGGUAUGUAAUUUUUAUGGGAAAAAGUGUAAAGUUGUGAUUGCCCUCAGUUACUUUGUUUAAGGUACAUGUAGCAAAUGAAAACUAUGGAGUGACUGUAAGCCCAGGGUACCAGAGAGUGAAUAUUGUUUUGUGUCAACUUCUAGUGAAGGGAAAUUCUUGUGUGGAAGGUAUUUUGGACAAUAAUUAAAGCUAUUAUAUAUUAAUUUUUAAUGUAGGCUGGGAAAUGGUUUGCAUUACAGAUUUUGUUGAGUGAUACAAAUCAAUGACCUUUUCACCCUUCUUGAGUAAGGGAGUAAUUAUGCCAGAACUUCUUUUCUGCUCCAAUGGUACCCUUUUUUGUGGUGUGCCUUGUUUUCGUCUUAUAAUGGUAUUAUUUUAUUGUCAUGGAUGGCACCUUCCAUUUUCUUUGUUAUCUUGGUCUGGUCAUGAUACAAGGAAAAUGAUGUCAUUACUCUGCUUUCUUUUUUUCCCAAACAUUCUGCUCCACGGAGAAGAAAGUUUGGAAUACAUUAAGCUUACAUGUAAAGUUGUAUUCUGGAAUUGGAAUAGUAGCAGACUUGCCAACCUCCAAGAGGCAAAAAUCUUAAGAUUCCUUAGUCCUGCGUCAGACUCAGAACUUUUCAGGAGCCAAACCUACCAAGCAAAUGUAAUUCGAAUUAAGGCCAACCCAAAUUAUUUAGACUGGAUGAAUUGAUUCAGAAGCCGAUCUUAAUUACAGCUGAACUAAUUUAAAGCAGGAAAUUACUCAGUUUAGUCAAACUGCGUACAAAAGACGUUAUAACUAUUUAUGCAUUAGGUUCAGUACAUGAAAAGUUUGACGUCUGAAUCAAACAUGUUUCAAAGUCUACCCAAAAUCAAAAUUUUUGGUGUGGCUAGGUGGGAAAAACAGCUGAGCUGGUCCAAAUUAAAACAGGCAUUCCUAAUUGAUUCAGAUGUUGAACUUUCAAUGUAGUUAAUUCAAUGUGUUAGGUUCGGCUCAUGAAAGUUUAAUGUCUGAACCAGGCCUUACCUAUAUUGUACAUGUAGAACUGGAAAAAGUAGUGAGAAGUGGGAAAAGAACUUGUGAGAUGUCCCAAAGUUCCUAGUGGAACAACAGUUGUCAUAUUGAAUGUACAUGUAUCAUGUUAAAGCCGGAGCAGUAAACAUCACCAUCAAUCUUUGUCACUGCUGACAUGCAGAAAUUUGCAGGGGGGGAUCUUGAGAUGAGAGAUUAAGGUUUAUUCUAACAUGGAGUCUGAACAUCUAGUGGCAGCAGCAAGUCGUGAUAGGCUGAAGAAUGUAAAAUACUCAUAAGAGUGUGAGAUAGGUUGUGAGACUUGACCAGUCUGUAGUAGGCUAAUGAAAUGAAUAUCCCAUGUUUUUCUUCUUAUAAUUUCAGAGUAAUAACACACCUUAAUAAGCCCCUCUUUUUAAGACUGAGAAGAAAAUUGAUGUAACAGAGCCUAACAGAACUUUGUUUCCUUUUCCUAUUUCAUUGUAGGGUUCAGGAAAGAUGUUGUUAAAUUCUGUACUCAGCUAAAUGUAAAUAUCCAAGACAUAAAUCAUCUGCUAGCUCCUUUUACUCAUGAGUCAUACCUUCUGGCAAAUGUCCACAAGCUGUCUGGACCUCAUGAGAGUAAUGAGAGGCUGGCAUUUUUAGGUAAGACUUGAAAUGUUUUUCAGUAAUCAAGUUGUUUUAUUAGCUGUGGGAACAUUGGGUGUGGUCAUGCAGCAUGGGGGUUCUCACCAUGGAAAUAAAGCCAAGAUAAUUUUUUCUUUGGUUUUCAUUUGCUUUGGUAAGAUGCUAUAAAACAUAAAUGUGUUAUUAAUGUUAGUGAGCUGCUGUUACAGCUAAAUCAUUAGCUUAUCAAACCAGCAUUAAUUUUACCUUAAAUUAUAUCCAUUAUACUUUCAAUGUGAUGUAAAAAUACUGCCUUACAUGUUUACAGCUAUUUUGAGAAGCUUGUCAGGAAAAAUGUGUACGCGAGAAUCCCGAAAGGUUAUAUGGGAUAUGAUCAAUACCCUGUUCCUGACACUGUAGCUGUAACUGUCCAUGGCCUCUUGUGACAUUCUUCCAAAUAACUUUGAAGAACAGUGAACUCAAAAGUACCCUGCAGAAUACCUUUCUGGAUUAUUGUGUGGACUUUUUCUGACAACCUUUCUCAAAAUGGCUUUGAACAGUGAUUACUUUGGCAGUAGUGCAAAAUAGGACAUUAACAAAAAAUACUUUCUUUCUGUACUGUUUUGUGUUGUUGUCAAGCCAAGCAUAGUGACAGGUUUUGGGUAGCCAAAAAUACCUAACCUUUUUUUAUCAUAAUAUGGAUUCCCUGGCCUCUGACAACUAUUGUGACUCCAUGUUACUUUCAUAACAAAAAAAAAAUAGAAUCAAAAGAACUUCCUUGCUAGUAACAUUGCAUAUACCUAGAAACUUGAAAUUUUAGUGACAGCAUCUUCAUGAUGUUUUCCUAGGUGCACAAGUUAUGAGAAAGUGUGUUACAGAGCACCUCUACCACAAUUUUCCUGAACUUUCAGCAAGAGAAAUUUGGUAGGUGCCUUGAGGGAUUGUGAAGCACGGUAUUCAGUUAUGUUUUUAGUAUUUUGGAGUACAUUGUAGCUUUUUAAAAUAAUUUCCCAGUAUUCAUUAAGUGUGUUUUCAAUAUUUUAUGGCAAAUGCAAGAACCAUAAAAAUUAAAUUUAUUUUUUUUAAUAAUUAUUGUGAGUAUUAUUGUCUCUGAAUAGUUUAUAUUCAGAAUACUUUGUUACUUUUAGGAUCCUUAUUUUUGGAGUCUUAUUGUGUUAAAAACAUUAUGGUCAUUAUUUAACUAAUACUAAGGUACACCUAAAACUCUCUGUAUUUCACUUGAGAAACAAAGAGUAUCAUUCAUCAAAUCUGAUCUAAUGUUUUUCUUUUACAAUAGAACUAUAUUUAAAUUAUUGUUUCAGGGAUGUGCAGACAGGGUUAUUAGAAGAUCAUGUUCUCUCUAAAGCCCUUGAAUGGAAUAUAAAAGCAAUAACCCUUUACUCAGUAAGUUUGUUUUGACUUUCAACUACAAUUUGUUGUGAUAGUAACUACUAUUACAUUGUUAAUAUUUUUUGUAAUAAAAUAUGCAACAUGUUUAUUCUUAAUUCUGUGGUCUUAAAAUUCUUAGCCAAGCUACCUGCAACAUAACUCCAACAUAGCUGCCAGUACUGCCUGCGAUACCUUUCCAUUAUGAGAACAGAAGUCGCCAGCAACAGAAACCAUGUCAGUCUUUACUGCCGGCAUGCCUGUGAAGUUGACACAAGUUUGACUUUGCAGGCAUGCCAACAGUAAAGACCUACAAUCUUUCUUGAGCUGGCAGCGUUAUUUACUCAUAUGUUGGAAUAGUAUCACAGACAGUACUGGCGGGUACGUCAUAGGUACUUGGACGGCAUAUGAGGACCAGGCUUUAUUUUGUCAUGCUGCAUUACUCCGUUUUAAUCUUGUAACAGAAAUUUAUGAAGUCUGAAGUUUCAGCCAUCUAUUCACCCCACCCUCCCAAUGGGCACCCAGGCUUGGUGACCUCUCGGAGGGACGGGGUGAAGAGAUGGCUGAAGAUUAUUUUAUGAGUCUUUGUGUAAUCUAGUCCAUGCUGUAGGUAAUUCUUCUCACAAUAUUGUUUCAGAGACAUCCCCAGGAUCUAAUGCUGCGUCAAGCUGUUCUUGCUCUUGUAGGGGCAGUUUAUACUCGUGAGGUCAGUGCUGCUCAUUUAUGAAGUGCAAUUUUAAACAGUGAUUCCUAUGUGUAUUUUGACUACUCAUUAUGUUCAGAUUGAAGAAUAAUGAUCAGCAAACCACCAUUAGAAAAAUUUUAAAUGAACUGUAAACAACAUUAUUUGAAUUUGGCUUGCAUUUGAUAUAAAUUAUGAGGGCGUUAUCUGCCUUUGCCGGCAGUGCUGGUGGUUAACACUGUCCUUAAUCUGCGUAAUUUUUCAUAUCAUACCCAACCUAUGUUUUGUUAUCAGAGUCCCGAGAAGGCAGAUGCAUUUGUCAAGUCACAUCUUAUACCUGAGCUUACAAGAAAUGAGAUUGAAGAGGUAGUGAAGUUGCAACACCCAAAGUUUAUCCUUCAGUCAAUAGCAGAAAAAGUGGGUCACUUCCCUCUUAAAACAAGGUUAGUCAUUGACAAUAAUUUAUGCUUUGUGUAAGUCAAAUAAUAUUUUGUGAAGGAAAUCAAGGUGUAAAGAAAAUUCAGUUAAAUUCAUCAAUUUUUGUUUAACCCUUUCAUGCCAAGUCCAAGUGAUGGCAAGAUUAUUUCUACACUAUUUCUAACUAUUAAAUCUGUGGGCAAGAUUCUUUGGUGUUAGUAAAGUUACCAUUAAGAUGAAACCAUUCAGAACUUUUGCAUAGUAUUUUUUUUAUUUCUUAGGAUUUUAAAAUCUAAAUCUAAAUACAUAAGAAUUUGAAUUGUUUUUUGAAUUUGUCUUUGGCCAAUAUAUUAAGGAAUAAAGGGGGUUAAAUUAUUUCAUAAUAUAAUAUUUUGAGAGAAUCAGUAGUUGCAACUGUCUCUAGGAAAGAAUAAUUUGAUGAAUACCACUGCUGGGUCCUGCAGAGGUGUGUCUUAGAGAAGUGUCCAUCAUAAUUAUUAUUCUCUUUUUCAGGCUUGAUUACUCAAAAAAGAGUAAAUCACAUCUUCACUUAGAUAAUCCAUUCAGCUAUUGUGUCAGUGUUGUACGCGGCCAAGAAAAUGAGGUCCUUGCCCAAGGUAUUUCCCCACUUGGUUGUUCAUUGUUCAUUACCGGUAAUUCUAGUUGAAGUGCAAUAGCAUUUUGAUUACAGCAUUUUCUAGUCUAUGUGACUUCUAUUGAUAAAUCUCUCUUAUAGAAUCUCUUUGUACAGGAUUAAGGGCCUGCUUGUAGACAAAGCUAUAGUGUAUACCUUUUGGCCAGGCUCUGUUACAUACCCUUUUAGGUCAAGGCUUUUCUUUAAUUCUAAUUCACAGAAAUUUUAUUUGCAAUGCUUUGUUUUCCUCUCUGUUGGUUUCGGUUCAGUUCAGUCCAGUUUAUUCACACUUGUAUAUAAUUAUUUACACUGUAUAUAGUAACGUAGGAAUAAAAUAACAGAUAAGAGAAAAAAAGGAAAGAAAGAAAUUUUAAAUGACUUUGAUAGAAGUGUAAGGUUGUCAGAGGAGCUGAAACAGUCAUUUAUAUGUAGUUAGCUUUGAGAGUUACUGGUAAGCAGAAUUCAUUUGUAUAUUUGUUUUUUGAACACAGUAGCUCCUGGUACACUUGGCUUUGCACUUGUAGACAACUAAAUUAUUAUUCUCAUAUUCCAUAUGAAAGUGAAGUUUUUAAAUUUAACAUGCAUUAAUGUUUCACUUUUAGAGGUCUCUUACAGUUUAACAAUGGCAGAGAAAAAGGUAUGACAUAAUUUUGCAGGCAUGUGAAUGAAAUAAAAGAACAGAAGUGGCAAUUUGUCAACAUUAGUCAGCUUGAUUUCUCUCCUUUGACAUGUUCAACAAGAAAGUGAAUACACAUUUAUAGUACUUCAAUCUACUUAUACUUUCCGUAGAUGCCUUAGGCUUCCUUGUCACAUUAAUUUUAUACUUAAAUUAACAACUUUUGUUCAUGUUGUAUAAGGUUUUGUGAGUGACUAAAUAAAUAAAAUAAAUAAAUAAAUUAGACAACCCUUUACAUUAGCUGCUCUUUCUCCAUAAAGAAGUGGUUUUAAUAGGAUGAAUUAUUUCAUUUUGAUGUCUUGUCAUGUUUGGCUAAACAUUAAGGUGAAGUUUUUUUUCCCUUGAAAUGUUUGGGUCACUCCUAAAUUCCUGUGUUUCCUUCACUUUCAGGCAUGCCAGAAGGCCCUCAUAGCACAUUAUGGUGAGGAAUUCAAUACUUUUCACUUAGCAAUGAAUGAUAAAGAUGAAUUUACAGUUGAGACAGAUGUUGACCUUGGUUUGAUAGCCUCUGAACAGAGAAUAGUGGAACUCGACAAGGUAAGAUUGUUUAGGGGUUAGGUUCAUCAUAUCUGUUGUCUAUUCAGCUUUGACUUUCAAAGGACUUGCUAAUCUAAAGUAUUUCUUAUAAUUUUGGUUUCAAGGGACAAGAACAAAGCUUUGGUUUUCACAUCAAGGGUGGUGAGAAACGGAAGAAGAGAACUGAACAAUGGCUUGUGUUCCAUUACACCACACCCAUCUUUAUAUCACACAUUGUACCUGGUGGUGUGGCAGACAUGUAAGUACAAGAUUUCACCUUGUCUUUUCGUAAUCGUUUUUGCCCCUUUGGUGACCAACAUACCAACCAUUAAUUAUCAGACUGCGAGUAGUCUCCCUUUUUCUGCAAAUUUAGUGAGGACAAUGCGCGUGCAUGUAAGCAUCAAGAUGUGAGAAAUUAGGCCCAAUGGAUUAAGUAAAAAGAGAGAAUGCUUGUAGUCUAAUUAUUAAUUUAUUAAAAAAGGUUUACAUGAACAGAACAUAUUAACUAAAUCAUUGCAAAACUACUCAGAAGAGCAAAAACUAAACUAGCUGAGCAGUUCCAACAAUGACAUCACAUUUUCUGGAAGGUGACAUGAAAAAAACACAAAAAAUAUAGAGGCGGUAAGAAAGCUAAUAGAGUAAAGUACAAGAUGAUUCAAAAAUUGAACAAUCGAUCAAUCUAACUAAUCUGAAGGAGUUAAAUUUAGAAAAAAACAAAAGAAUAAGAACAAUGUAGAAAAAAAAUUAAUACCGGUACUGACACUUGUCAAGUUAAGUGAAAAAGGAGAAAAAAAAACAAAAAGAUGUAAUAUCUCUUUAUAAUGUUCAGGAUAACAUGAGGAAGACUACUGUGUAAUCACCAAAAACAUAUCUUGAUUAUGAAACUUGUUUUCCUUUAGUACCACAAGAAAUGUAGAGCUAAUUUUUGUUUGAUUUUGCAGGCAUGGGGGAUUGUCUGUUGGUGACAGGAUUCUUGCUGUGAAUGACAGGGUAAGCUUAGCUAAAUUGUGAUAAUUUGUAUGAAAAAUUGUGAUGGGAGGGAUCUACUAGUUUUUAUUUCAGAUCUCAAUAUUAUGCCCAUAUUGCAAUAUUCUGGUUCCUUGCAUGCUUUUUGGAAACUUUGAUAAACCUCUCUGUAGUUAUUUAAAAUAAUAUGGAAGUCAACUGUCAUUAAGCCUUUACAGUAAGUUAGAGUUUUCGCUCUUUUUUCUCUACUUCCAACUUUCAUGAAAGAAAGAAAACGCUUUCUACGCAGGCUAACUCUCACUGUGUCCCAACAAAGAUCUGAUGGUUUGAUUGUAGCAAUUCGAAUUCAUUUGGCAAGCAAGUACCAUAAGGGAAUUUUUGAAGGGUAAAUCUUAUUGCUUUUUGCAGACGAGUGGGCCAUGUACAAUGAUACUGGCCAUUGUCAGGUUGUGCUUUGCCCCCUCCCCCCAAACUGCCCAGCUUCCCCCCAAAAAAUAUUGUUAACAUUACAGAAUAUAAGUAACUAUAAUUAUCAGAAAAAUCAUCCAGACGCGAUGAGUUCAGUGCCAAACUGCAACAUUUCUCAAAAUUGUGUCUCAAAAUGCAGCAGAUUGCAUCUCAGUGCGUAUUCAUUUCACAAAAUUUCCAGGGGGCCAUGUCACCGGACCCCUCUAGGAAGCUUGGGCCUUCGGCCACUUGGGAGUAAACGGUAAAUCCUAGAUAGAACCCUAAUGGGUGGCAAAAAUGACCGAGGAGCGCGACAGAGACUCUUCCCUCGCAUGUCCCCGUUGCAUGUCCCAUUCUUCCUUGCGCCCAUAUUACUUCAAUGUACCUUCUACAUAGGAUACCCAAAAGAGCCCUAUGGUAAAAAAUCAACACAACACUGACCCACUCUCCAAUGAAGAUCAAAAUGGCUUCAAAAUGGCUUCUAAAAGCAGCUUUUAUCCGUAGAAGGUUUAUUCAUGCACAGCAUAUUUUGUUUCCCUUAGAGUAUGGAAGGGCUUGAUCAUCAGCGAGCAGUUAAUCUGUUAAAAUCAGUCUCUGGUGAGUCAUUGAAAAUUAAACAUCAUCUGGGGCCUAGGAAACUCUGUUGGCUUACAAUUAUUCGGUUAAAAAAUUCACAGUAUAGUUUUGGUCACUUUGAACAUGUACAGACAAUUGGUCUCUCUUCUCUCCAUUUGAAGACCGCUUCCAUUGGUUUGCUAAGUAUUACAUUUUUUGAUUGAUUUGUGAUUGGCUACAUGUACAUGUACAUCUAAGCGCACAACAUAUUUUUCUUUACCUAUAGUAAAGAAUUAUCAGGAUGAUGUUAUUAAUAUUGUAACAGAUCGAGAUUCUCAUGAAUACUAAUCAUUUAUUGAUCGUUGGACACAUCGAAAUAGAACUUUUUGUCCCCAUUUAAUACUGUAACUAAGUUGACCUGAAGGCCGGGAAGUAAAAAGAAUUCCUUGCUCCUCUGUGCUUCUUGCCUAACCUACACUUGUAGGUCACCAGCACAUCCAAAUCUGCUUCUGAGAAGAACCGGGAAAGGGAAUGACUAAAUGUCAGAUUCUUUCUACGGGCACCGAACAGAACUAAGUAAUCGAAGCAAAUCUCGGUGUUGUACACGAUAUUGUCGUUGAACGAAAGAAUUAAUAGUUCAGAAAAUGCUGAUGUGGUGUUGCUCUACUUUAUCUCAAGUUGCCCAAUUUUCAAUUUUAGGCCGUGUAACCUUGACUGUCGCCCACUGUAAAGAAGGUAAGCUGUCCCAGUUUAGUUUUCACAUCUUAUAACCAGUACUAAUACAUGUUUAUCAGUGAUGAGGCUACUCGCCUUCCGUCAUUGUAACCCAGGCUCAUUCCUGAUCUUUCAGUCGAUGCCAUGUGUGGAUCAAGGUUUGGUUUAACUUCUGAUGGGGCAAAAGAAGUUCCAGUCAAAAAGUGUUAAAACACAAAAUUAAUCUCUUCUUUCGGACAGUUCCCUAAAACGGACAGCCAGCUUUGGUCCCUGCCUGUCGUCAGACAUUUUCUAUGACUCUCUAUGAGGCGGACAUCUCACUAAAUCGGACACUAAGUGUUGGCCCCUGCCGUUCUUUAGUCAUUUUCAUUUACUCUCUAUAAGACGGACACCUAGAGUUGGUCCCUGCCAUUCUUCAGUCAUUUUCUUCCAUUCUCUCCAAGGCGGAAACUUGCCUAAAUCGGACAACAAGAGUUAGUAACUGCUGAUCUUUAAUCAUUUUCGUUGACUUUGAAGAAAGGGGACACUUCUCGAAAAUAAACCUCUAGGGUCCCCGGCGUUGUUCUUCCAUUUUCCUUGUCUCUGUAAGACGGAGCGGACAUCUCUCAUAAAGUAGAGACGGUCCCAGUGGUGUCCAUCUUAGAGAGAGUUGGCUCUAAAAUGCUGAGGAUCUUUGGAGUUGAGUAUAACCCGUUGGAAGCAUUAACUUUUCAGUCUUUUGAUAGGCCUUUGGCAAUAGUUGGUCACGUGAUCAACUGUCUGUAAACUCGAAAAUACUGUGCUUUUGGAAAAUUUUGUUAGCAGGAACUGAAAAUGUAUAUUAAAAUUAAGUAACCUGUGAAUUUUUAGUCGCAUACCGUAAAAUUCCGAAAAUAAGCCCCGGGGCUUAUAUUUUUCAAAGGCCCUUUUUGAGGGGCUUAUUUUUGGAGGGGCUUAUAUUCGUAGAGGCUUAUCUACGGAGGGAAAUUUGCGUUUCAAAAUCGAUUGGGCUAGCCUUAUAGUUAAAAGUAAAUUUACCAUUUUUGCUUUGUUUUACUUUGUAUUUGAGGGCAAUUUUCCAAGUACAAGCCCCGGGGGGGCUUAUAUUUGGAGGGGCAAUUUAACGGAGGGUUUUUGCGUUACCGGUUUGGGGGGCUUAUAUUUGGAGGGACUUAUACAUGGAGGGGCUUAUUUUGGGAAUUUUACGGUAUCUCAAAAGUGGUGAUUGCAACGGCAGCCGAAAAUUAGAUGGAUUUGUGUGAGUACAUGAUCAACUAAUGCAAAAGGGUUAUUGACAGAGUGUAUUCUCUCCCGGCAUGGUAUUAAAAGGAAAAAGUAAAUAAAAUCUGUUGUUUCCUUGCAGCUUUAAUUGCUGAUAAGGUGGAGAUGAAGUACAAGGAACUUAGGCGCAAAAAACGCAUGGCGGAGCUGGCAUCUGAUAUCUGGUCUGAUUGGCAUCAAGCCCAAGCAAACCGUCAGCCAUCACAGUAUAAAGAUGUCCUCAAUUAUCAUGAUUUGCCCAAGGAGGCUAAGAAACCAUCAUCUUAG